Naegleria fowleri is the source of this 5337-nucleotide messenger RNA. RefSeq lists its product as uncharacterized. The transcript has a single exon. The coding region runs from base 1 to 5337 and encodes 1778 amino acids. NCBI's taxonomy places the organism in Eukaryota, Heterolobosea, Eutetramitea, Acrasida, Naegleriidae. Gene Ontology annotation, molecular function: protein binding. The record is from RefSeq and is a predicted model, not a curated record.
AUGGUAAUCACAUCCCUUCGUUUCAUUAAUGGAGAAGCAACUCAAUGUUUCGGAUUUUUCAAUACAUCUGGUCUUCAAUGCGUUCACUCACUCGGUACCUGUAUUAGCAAUAAUACAUGCCUAUUUACUCCGCAAACAUAUAUGUACGUGAUGGGAAGAAAUGAUAAAUAUCAGCUAGGAACUACCAGUGCAAGCUCUUUUCCCUACACAUUGUUCCCUGAAACACACAGCUAUGGAGGCUAUGGAAGCAGAAUCUUCUACAUUUCCAAGAUGGCCUCUGAUUACACAUUGGUCACUGAUUAUAAUGGAGACCCAUUGGUCACUAAUGAAGGCUCCAUGGGAUUUACGUCCUUUGCAAACGCAAGCACAAUGAAGAGUACAAACGAUUCUCCAAUUGCGAUAUUGGGAGAUGACACAAUUACUGGUUAUGUUACAACCAGCAACAAGCUGUUUGUUAGUGGUAUUGAUAAUUUCAAUAGUAUGAACUCAAAACAAAGUACUUUCGUUCCUGCCGAGGUUACUUAUUUUUCAAACGUUAUUGAUGCUUCUGUCACUCGUCUUGGAGGAUGUGCCAUUUCAUAUUCAAAUGCUAGUGUUUCUUAUGACUUAUACUUUUGGGGCCUGAUUAACGUUGCACUUAAAAAAGCUGGCAAUAUCAUUCACGAUGAUUUAAUCAACUCAAAUUCUAGCUCAUUAUUGAGCGAUUACAUGGCAGCUUUGUACACAAACGGUAAUUUUGAUUUGAACAAGUGUGAGGUUGUUAGAGGUGAGAAUGCAACAGGAAAUGAAGUACCAACCGCAUUCUUAUUGAAAGACACAGGAGAUUUAUUCGUGUAUGGUGCUCACAGCAUUGCGAAUGGAGUUUCCAAUUCUGCUGAUGCAAGAUUUUCCGAUUGCUACUUUGGAAAAUGUACAAACACAGCAAUUAACAUCCUACAAAAUGUUGACUUUUUUAAGUGCAGUGCUAGUCAUUGUAUAGCCAGCGUGAAUGGAAGCCAAUUAUUUACUUGGGGAAAUAAUACAUAUGGUCAGUUGUGUUUGAAUGAUUAUAGCUAUAGAGCGAAUCCAACCCAAGUAUCCACUGGAUUUGCAAUUCAAGGAAAAGUUAUCCAAGUUACAGCUACAAAAAACAACAUCUACGUAUUAACAGACGCCGGAUUCGUGUACGGAUGUGGAAGCAAUUUGUAUGGACAAAUGGGCGUUCCUCCAAACAAAGCUGCCUCAUUCAACACACUCUCCCAAAUUGUCAUUCCAAAUCAAAGAAGAAAAAUUUUUCACUUGGCUGAUGGUGUGGAUAGCGAAUCUUUGAUUGCAUUCUCUGGAUUGAAAUGUACAAACUAUUAUUCCGGUUUUGACUGCUCAACUUCGUUGUACUCCUGCUAUGGAGUUCCAGCAAACUCUAGCUUGACUUGCUCUGGAAGAGGUUCAUGUGCUAUGACUGAUGCUUGCUUGUGUGCCACGCCUUUCAAUGGCUCUGACUGUGAAAUGAUCCCACCUGAUUUUUCAAUGCAAGUCAAAAUUGUCAAUCAAACUGAGAACAUGUUGGACCGUAGCUACAAUUCAUCUCUAAAACUCACUGGAGUUCUAUACACUCCAAACAUUUUGUAUUCCAAUAUCAUGAACUACGUGAAGAGUACAAGAAUUACAAUUAUUAUAAGCGGAGGAGUUAAUAACUUGACUCUUCGCUUUGAUGAUUUUGUACUGAUUGACAAAUUGUUUGUUGAUAACUUACCAAUUGGAUAUUAUAAUGUGAGAGUACUUGUCAACUUUAAAUUGAUUGGUUAUUCGUUCUCUACAUUGGAAUCCUCUUAUACUUUUGAGAAAAGCGUUUCACAUUCCAACGUUCUUUCCUUUCAAAACAGUGAACCUUAUUACGUGAGUAAAAACGGAGUUGUGAGAGUUAUCGCCAACGUUGAUGAUCCAUAUUUUUUGGCAAGCUCAUUCCGACAAGAAUGGAAAUACUGUGUGAAGGAUUCGGUAAACUGUACAGCUUACACAGAUGGAACUCUUUUUUCUGGCAUUUCAUCUCUUUCUCCUACAAGAAUAACUUUCGAAAAAGAUGCCCUCUUUUUUAUCUCUCUAGCUCAAUCUAAUGGGGCUAAUAAUGUCACGGUGGAAUUGAAAUUUUCUUAUUAUAGAUAUGCCAAAGAAACUUCCUCGAACAGCAUCACAUUGACCGUGGUUAUCAAUUUGAAGAACUAUGCACCAUCCAUUACAAUCAACAGAUAUCCUUCCACUACUUAUUUAUCACCCACACGACCAACAAGUGUUUCUGCAGUAAUAACAUUUUCAGAGCCCAUACCAGAUGCCCUUUCUAUUUCGUACAGGUGGAGCAUUUCACCCCCUCUCAGUGUUGACUGGUCAUCUUAUCAAAAACAGUCUAUUCUGGUUUUCAGUCCAGACGUUUUCAAUUCAAGUACUGUUUAUAGCUUCACUGUAGAUGUUUCUGUCUCAUAUGCAGGUGAUACAAAUAACUAUAGGUCGUUAAUGACAGUCAGAUCUCCUCCAACACUUCCUCAAUACCCACCCAACGUAACGGUUUUGUCAAUUACUCCUUCAGACGGCUCUGGUGUAGCAUUGAUUACUCCUCACAAUAUAACGGUUGCUGCUCUAAAUACUGAGGACUCAAGAUCUCUUACAUAUACUCUUAGAUAUGCAAUUAGCGAUACUGAACCAAGAGUUUACAAACAGCUUUCACAACUGGGCCGCAAUUCUCUCACCUCAUCAAAUACCUUACCGUAUGGGCAAAUACUUGUAGAAGUUUUAAUUCAAGAUGAAUAUGGAAACAGUUUGACAACUGAUCCUAUUACCAUUCAAACUCGCCAAAUUGAUUUGGACACAGUGAAGGCACUUGUAAAUAGUAAGGAUAUGACUGUAAUUGAUGUUGAAACGACUGCUUCAACAAUCAACCGUCUAAAUACUCAACAAGACACAAGUUCACUGCGAGAAAAAUUAUCAGAAAUUUUGUUCUCCAAAAUUUCAUCUCAAUACCCCGAUGCUACAAUUAGCGAUGCUAUUAACAGCAUAACAAAAAAAACAUCUGACUUGACAAAAAGAGGAGCGAAUUUUCUUGUGCAAGGAGCUAAAACAAUUUCUGGUAACUUGAAAAACAUCUUUGAAUUUGGUGGCGAAGCAGAACAUGUUGCCCUUUCUCUAACUGAUUCUCUUUCCAAUAUUGCCGACAACAAAAAUAUUUCAGAGGUAGAUUUGAAUGCUAAUAUCAGUUCUACACUCUCUUCUAUUUCCAGACAACUUGCAUCGACACUUUUACCUUCUCAAUCUAUUUUACUCCAAACAACUAAUUUCAAUAUUUUCGUAUUUGGAAAUACUUCUAUUGCAUCCAAUAAUUAUUCAAUUGAAAAUAUGUCAAUUUCUCUUCCGUUCGAUUUUGAUACGUAUCUUGGAAAGGCAACUUCAAAUAUUAACUCACCAUCUAAGUCCUAUAGUGUUGAAUUAAUAAGCUAUAAGACAUCUAUAUUUGAUAAUGUGAGAUUAAAUAAUACAAUAGGUACCAACAGCUCCAGAGCAAGCAAUAUUUUAUCCCUCGUCAUUGGUGCUGCUAUUACUUCCGGUGCUGAUAAAUCAGAAGUAAUUGUUAACAAUUUGAAUACUCCAUUGGUAUUUGUUUUUCCUAUUAAUAAUCAAACUUCUAACAAUUUCGAGUGCAAGUUCAUUAAUGAAAACACCAAUGCAUGGAGUAAAGAAGGAUGCACAACUGAAAUUCUAAGCACUGGCGUGAAAUGUUUUUGCAACCAUGCCACCAAAUUUUCUAUUUUUAGACUCUAUACAGAAUCGGUGACUAAUGAUGAAUUUUUAGGGAAUACUGGAAUUAGAGUUGUCAAUGUAAUUUUUGGUUGCAUUUACUUCGUUCUCUCCUGUGGUGUGUUUAUUGGAUUGCUUUUCCUUAGAAACACGAACCCAGUAAGAUCUCGUUAUAUUGGCCCAUAUGUUGGGUUAGCUGCCAUAAUGCUGGACUCUUUAAUUAUUUCUUUCAUUCAAAAUAUUGUUCUCUUAGCAAUAGACAAAGGAACCUCAAAUACGGAAGCUGAUGUUGUUUUUAUCAAAACUACUGCAAACGGCUUUAAUUAUUUCAACGUUAUCUUGGUCAUCCCAUUAUAUUUGACUGCCUUUUUCACAUUCCUAGUACAGAUUGUGAGGUAUUUUAUUAAGCGUCAUAUGUACGAAUAUAUAUCUAACAAGAUUAUAUAUAAUGCACAUGUUUAUCGAACAAUCACCUCUAAAUCUGCGUUCUGGGCCAUUCUUUCUGUAUCUCUAGCCAUAAUUGUUGGAUAUUAUGUAAUAUGGGUUGGAUUAGGAGGUGCAAAUGUAUUUUCAAAUCCACUUACUUUUACUUAUAUUACCAGCUUGUCAUACUUUGGUUUGGCUUGGAUUAUUGGAAUGAUGUUAGUGAUUAUUGCUGUGUGGGAUUUAUUUUACAUGAACGGGCAUUUAUUUGGCUCUUGUUGCAUUCCAAACGACGUAAACGUCAAGCCAACAUUUAGUUCUUCUCCAUCAUACGUUCAAAAGAAUAGAAUUUCCAAACUGAUGAAUAUUCUUGCUAGAACCAAGAAACAAAAACAACAACUAGGAGCAUCUCUUUUCUUGUCUAUUCCACAAGUAUAUUAUUUCACGGAUGAUAAUCUUUACUUUAGGUUAGAAAAUCAUUUAUUUAUUUUGUCAUAUGUUGCACUUUCUAUCAACUACUUAGCAGGUAUUGCAGAUAUAUCAGUUAUUUCUGUUGGAAUACAAGAUUCUGCUUCAAGAUUAGGCCCGGCUAUUGUUGGAUUAGUUUCUGGAAUUGCUUAUUCCUUCUUACUUAUUGGAUCAUUUGGAGGAUUGAUUGUGCUAUGUUACCUCAUUGAAAGAAGAAGAAAAAAGGUAACUCCAAACCAUCAAACCUCUCGUGUUGAGGAAGAUGAAUUACUUCAGCUUUUGGGUGACCGAUUUGGAAAACCAUUAUUUGUAGAGUUUUGUGAAAAAGAAUUUUCACUUGAAAAUAUUUACUUCUAUGAUGCCGUUUCAGAAGUCCAAAGAACCAUGGAUUCUAAGGAAGAUGACGAACUCAGGAACCUUGUUCACAAUAUGCAUGAAAAGUUUAUUAAGACUGGGUGUGAAUAUGAGGUAAAUCUUCCAAGUACAUCAACAAAAGCCUUUAAUACUGUUUAUGGCAAUCCCCAAGCAACCGCCAAACAAAUUAAGGACAUGUUGGAUACCGUAUUGAUCAGCGUUAUGUAUAACUUAAAAGAUACAUACAGCAGAUUUUCCAUGACAGAGGAAUAUAGGCUUUACCAACAGAGCAAAGACAACAUUAGCAUGCUGGAAAAUAAUUUCUUGUAG